This is a messenger RNA of Parastagonospora nodorum SN15, 624 nucleotides long. RefSeq lists its product as hypothetical. The transcript has 3 exons. The coding region runs from base 1 to 624 and encodes 207 amino acids. NCBI's taxonomy places the organism in Eukaryota, Fungi, Ascomycota, Dothideomycetes, Pleosporales, Phaeosphaeriaceae. The record is from RefSeq and is a predicted model, not a curated record.
AUGACCGGACUUACUUAUGCGUGUGAUCUGGAUGAGCGCGAUGAAAUCACUGAGACCAACGCGCGCAACUCGCCAAUGCUCCGCCUCCCCGCCGAACUGCGCAACCAAAUCUACAGAUACGCACUUACAGGUGGGGUCGCCUUCAUCCUGCCCAAGAAGUUCAGAUUCAAAGGCAACCCGCGCACCCGCUUCUCUAAGAAUGCAUUUGGCCUCCGCUGUGUUUGCCGCCAACUCCGCGCUGAGACGUACUCGAUCUUCUACAACAGCUACACAUUCGACCUAACCGGGUUCAGCAACGGGCACGAUGCCACGCGAGAGCUGGCAUGGAGAGAGAUCUCCUUGAUCGAGUCGAUACGGAUCAAGCAGAAUGAGGUUUUGGAUAUGGUGAGGUGGGGAAUGGCUGAAGAAUCACUACAUAAUCCGUCGUUGUUCUGGUAUGCUAGGCGAUCAUUACGAGCUGUACGGCGGGUUGAGUUCGAUGCAACUGAGAAGAUGCAGACUAUGUAUAUGGUUAGAGAGGUUCCAAAGAACUUGCGGAUCGGGUUUGGCAAAGCAGACUUGGAAGUGUACAUCAAUUCAUGGCCAUUAAUACACGAGAUACGGCUAUACCAGGACACACUUUAA